Dichotomopilus funicola is the source of this 1428-nucleotide messenger RNA. RefSeq names its product monocarboxylate transporter 10. Gene Ontology annotation, cellular component: membrane. The record is from RefSeq and is a predicted model, not a curated record. Lineage: Eukaryota; Fungi; Ascomycota; Sordariomycetes; Sordariales; Chaetomiaceae. Gene Ontology annotation, biological process: transmembrane transport. The transcript is spliced from 2 exons. Gene Ontology annotation, molecular function: transmembrane transporter activity. Bases 1 to 1428 code for a protein of 475 amino acids.
AUGGGCCCCGACGUGUCGACCACCACGGCCAUGGAGCUGCACGCCUUUGAGGGCAGCCCACGCAGUAUUGGCAGUGAACAUCAACCCGAAGAAGGCCGUGAGCCCGAACACCAGAUGGCCAGUCUGCCCCAGGUGGACCGCGGCAAGGACGCCUACCUCUUUCUCUUUGCCUGCUUCAUGGUCGAGGCUCUUGUCUGGGGCUUCACCUACUGCUUCGGCGUCUUCCAAGACUACUACUCCACCCAUGAGCCCUUCACCAACGCCGCCAACCUGCCCACCAUCGGCACCUGCGCCAUGGGCAUAAUGUACCUGUCCGCGCCCCUGGUCAUGUACGCCCACCGGCUCUUCCCGCGCGCCGCCCGCCACAGCACCCUCCUCGGCCUCCUCAUCAUGUGCCUAUCCCUAGCCCUCUCCUCCUUCGCCACCACCGUGCCCCAACUCAUCGCGACCCAAGGCGUCCUCUACGCCGUCGGCGGCGGCAUCGCCUACGCCUCCUGCAUCGUCUACCUCGAGCAAUGGUUCGUCGCCCGCCGCGGCCUCGCCUUCGGCAUCAUGUGGUCUGCCACCGGCCUCUCCGGCGUCAUCCUCCCCCUCAUCCUCCAACGCAUGCUCACCGCCUGGGGUCACCCCACCACCCUCCGCGUCUUCGCCUGCGUCGUCUUCGCCCUAACCGCCCCGCUCAGCUUCUUCCUCCGUCCCCGCCUGCCCAUCACCCCGGCCAACGCCACCACCCGCGCCCGCCCGUACUCCCUCCGCUUCGUCAUGGAACGCCGCUUCGCCCUCUACCAGCUCUUCAACGUCGCCGAGGCCGUCGGGUUCUUCCUCCCGGGUAUCUAUCUCCCUUCCUACGCCCGCGUCGUCCUCGGCGCCAGCCCCGUCCCCUCCGUCAUCGCCAUGAUGCUCGUCAACGUUGCCAGCUGGGCUGGAUGUGUGGCCAUGGGCUGGCUGAUCGACCGGUUGGACGUCACGCGGUGCUUCAUGGUAUCUGCUCUGGGCGCCGGUGCCGGUACGCUCCUGCUGUGGGGUCUAUCAGUCAACCUACCCGUGCUCUACCUCUUCUGUAUUGUGUACGGGUUCUUCGCCGGGUCAUACACCUCCGCCUGGCCGGGAGUCAUGAACGAUAUCACCCAGCAAGGGCGGCGCGGUGAAACGGUGGAAUUAUCAGAAGACAACAACGAGGACAGCCCGAGGGACGAUCACGGCAAACUGGCCGACCCAAGCAUGGUCUUCGCCUUUUUGGCCAUGGGCCGCGGCGUCGGCAAUGUCAUCUCGGGCCCGCUCAGCGAAGUGUUGGUCAAGGGCAUGCCGUGGCAGGGCGAAGCGUUUGGGGGGUAUGGGAGUGGGUAUGGCGGGUUGAUUGCGUUUACGGGGGCUACGGCGUUGUGCGGUGGGGGGAGUUAUAUAUGGAAGCGGUUGGGGUGGUUGUAG